AUGGCCAGACUGGGCCGAGGAGGGUUCCUCGCCCUCGCUAUUGUCUUUCACCUGGUCUACCUUUUUUCCAUCUUCGACAUUUAUUUUGUCAGCCCCAUUGUCCAUGGCAUGAAACCUUACCAAGUUCAGGAAGAACGAGCCCCAUCGAAACGACUUGUUCUCUUCGUCGGUGAUGGCUUACGCGCCGACAAAGCCUUUCAAUCCUUUCCAGACCCGUCUCCCCCCGAUCCUGCCAAUGCUGAUUUGACUCCCCGGCCUCUGGCCCCCUUCCUGCGAUCGCGAGUGCUGAAACAUGGCACUUUUGGAGUUUCUCACACGCGAGUGCCCACAGAGUCAAGACCAGGGCAUGUCGCUUUAAUAGCUGGACUCUAUGAAGAUGUUUCAGCUGUCACGACCGGGUGGAAGUUGAAUCCAGUGGAUUUUGACAGUGUCUUCAACCGGAGUCGGCAUACUUGGAGCUGGGGCAGUCCAGAUAUCCUUCCAAUGUUCAAGGAAGGGGCAGUACCCGGCCGAGUCGAUGCAGAUCAGUACGCCGAAGAAUUUGAAGAUUUUACACAAGACGCAACCAUGCUGGACAUCUGGGUAUUUGAUAAAGUCAAAGAUCUUUUUCGGUCUGCCAGCACCAAUUCGACCCUGGAUGCAAUGUUGCGACAAGACAAAGUUGUAUUGUUUUUACAUUUACUUGGGUUAGACACAACGGGUCAUUCAUAUCGUCCUUAUUCCAAAGAAUAUCUUCACAAUAUCAAAGUCGUGGACCAGGGCGUUGAGGAGAUUACCAGUCUGAUCGACAACUUUUAUGCCGAUGGUGAGACUUCCUAUGUCUUCACGGCUGAUCACGGUAUGAGUGACUGGGGAAGUCAUGGAGACGGCCAUCCCGACAAUACAAGAACACCGUUGAUUGCUUGGGGAGCUGGAGUUGCUCGACCGCAGCUGUAUCCUGACGGAAAUGCUCCUGGCCAUGAAGAUGGCUUUUCCUCUGACUGGGGCUUGAACCAUGUGCCACGAUAUGAUGUCGACCAAGCCGAUGUCGCCGCUCUUAUGGCGUAUCUAGCCGGUCUAGAGUUUCCAGUCAACUCAGUUGGCAAGCUGCCCUUGCCCUAUCUUGCCGCCACCACACAGAAGAAGGCCAAUGCCGCUCUGGUGAAUGCCAAGCAGGUUUUGGAAAUGUACAAUGUCAAGGAGGAGCAAAAAAAGGCGUCAUCAUUGAACUUUCGACCCUAUCCUCCUCUCUCGAAAGUCAAUGCGUCCGUGACGGAUCGAAUUUCUACCAUCGAAUCUGCGAUCAGCCAUGGCCAACACGAACAUGCCAUUGAGUUGUCCUCGGAUCUGUUCAACGAUGCUCUCCAAGGAUUGCGGUAUCUACAAACUUACGAUUGGCUCUUCCUUCGAGCUUUGAUUACGAUAGGAUAUUUGGGUUGGAUCACAUACGCGGUCACGACUGUCAUUGACCUCCAUGUCCUUCACGGGGCAGUUCCGGACGAGAGAACGACCGGUACGACCAUGGCCUUUUCUUCCAUACUGGUCCUGCUCUACUCGUUUUUCAUCAUUGAGCGGUCUCCUGUUUCGUAUUAUGGGUACGCUUUCUUUCCCGUCUUUUUCUGGGAAGAGACGUUUGCCAGAAGGAAAGCAUUGACUUCAGGAUUCAAAGUGCUCUUUGGUCAUGUUCAAGGAUUCUCCGGGGUUUCAUUUCUUGCCGUUCAAGCUCUACUUUAUGUGAUCGUCAUCGAGGCUUUCGUGCAAUCAUAUUUUCACCGUACCAUACUCAGCGCGUGUUAUAUUCUCGGGGCCAUUUUCCCGACCAUCUAUGGAGCGGAAUUCCUCCAAAAAAACAAAUGGCUUGUGCUCGCAUGGGCAGCUGGCUGCCUAAUUCUGAGCACAUUUACACUUCUACCAGUCAUCAAGAUUGAGAACGCCAACACCGUCACAGCAGGUGGACUUCUGAUGGUGGGUGCUGGCCUGAUCUAUCUCUAUUUUGAACACGACAUUUCUUCACAGUCGAGGUCAAAGACGAUCGAUUCUCAACCUAAUACCCCUUCCCGAAUCCUCAUGGGUCUCCAAAUCGGCAUCAUUCUACUUACCGUGAUCGUCACGCGUUCCAGCAUCGCAUCACUUCAAGCGAAGAAAGGUCUACCACUCGGAAAUCAAGUGGUCGGUUGGUUUGUUUUUGUGGCGUCCGUUAUCCUACCCUUCGUUCACCGAAUCUCACCAAACACGCACUACUUGCAUCGUUUGGUCAUCAUCUUCCUCACAUUUUCGCCUUCAUUCGUUCUUUUGACAAUCUCUUACGAAGGUCUGUUUUACUUCGCGUUCUGUUUCACCCUGCUAGCCUGGGUCCGUUUGGAACAUGCCAUCCAACUUCACAACACAACCCAAUCACCGCCGACUGCUUCGACAUCAGCAGCAGCAUCCGCCAAUGGCGUAACCAUAACGUCCACAUCAUCGCGUCCCACGAAUUUACAUCCAGAAAAGACCUUUCGCACCCUGGCACUUCCCGAUCUACGCCGGGCCCUGUUCUUCCUCUUCUUUCUCCAGUCAGGGUUCUUCUCUACAGGCAACAUUGCAUCGAUCUCGAGCUUCAGUCUCGAUGCUGUCUAUCGCCUGAUACCAAUCUUCGAUCCUUUCUCUCAGGCAGCACUCCUCCUCUUCAAGAUCAUGGUUCCAUUUGCAAUCAUUUCUGCGGCUUUGGGGAUUCUCAACCGUCGACUUGGUCUUCAGUCCUCGGCAUUGUUCAUGACCGUCAUGUCGGUCAGCGACGUGAUGACAUUGAAUUUCUUCUGGAUGGUAAAAGACGAAGGAAGUUGGUUAGAUAUCGGUACCACGAUCAGCCACUUUGUGAUAGGCAGUCUUUUGUGCGUGUUUGUAGCUGGGUUGGAAGGUGUCAGUCAGGCGUUGAUUAGCGGCGUGGAAGUCGACGCAUUUGAAGACAGAGUCAAAGAGGUCGGAGGCGUAGAGACAGUCACGGGCCAAAAGGUGGAAGCAAAUGGUGUCGUCAACGGCGCCGUCAACGGGGCUGUGAAAGCGUCGAUUCUCGAUGAGAGACCGGUUAUUGAAUAA
Molecule: messenger RNA, 3054 nt
Organism: Rhinocladiella mackenziei CBS 650.93
Lineage: Eukaryota; Fungi; Ascomycota; Eurotiomycetes; Chaetothyriales; Herpotrichiellaceae
Exons: 2
Coding region: 1-3054 (1017 amino acids)
Biological process (GO): GPI anchor biosynthetic process
Cellular component (GO): endoplasmic reticulum membrane
Molecular function (GO): mannose-ethanolamine phosphotransferase activity
Source: RefSeq, a predicted model, not a curated record